AUGUUUCAUUGGGUUCUAGUAGUGCUUUUCCUGUCAUUAUGUUGCUUUCAAGGAGCUGCUCAUUCAUCAUCUCCUCCUUCUGCUCAAACAGAGGCAGCAGCUCUUCUCAGAUGGAAAUCCAAUCUCUUAAAUCCAAACAACCCUCUGUUAAGUUCAUGGCAUGUUCACCACCCAAUUACCAAUGGUUCAAGAACCCAAAGUCCGUGCAAUUGGUAUGGAGUUUCAUGCAUCAAUGGAAGUGUCCAUACUCUGAACCUCACUGAGUCAAAUAUUUCUGGUACACUUCACGGUUUCCCAUUUCUAUCGCUCCCUAACCUUGAGUAUCUUGAUUUUUCCAUGAAUGAACUCUCUGGCAGAAUCCCACCACAGAUAGGUAACCUCUCCCAGCUGAUACAUCUUGAAUUGUUAGGAAAUAGUUUUUUGGGCAAAAUCCCACCUGAAAUUGGCCUCUUAAAGAAUCUCAAAAUUCUCUCCCUUUCUUAUAAUCAGUUCAUUGGCUCAAUCCCUGAGGAGAUAGGACAAUUAACCUCGUUGCAAAUCUUUUACCUCUAUGAAAAUCUACUCUCAGGUCCUAUUCCUCCAGAAUUAGGAAAUCUUCUCAAUCUUGUUGAAAUCUACAUGGAUAACAACAAUUUCACGGGCCCAAUUCCACCUUCUUUCGGGAACUUGACUAGAUUAGAGAUGUUGUAUCUUGAUAACAAUACACUCUCUGGUCAUAUUCCUCCUGAGUUAGGGAGACUAACAGAGCUUCAGGAGCUGAGCAUAUCGGGCAAUGACCUAAAUGGCCCAAUCCCAAAGUCAUUAGGGGAGCUUGGCAAUCUGAACUUCUUGGAGGAAUUAGAUUUAUCAGAAAACCAGCUGACUGGUUCUAUUCCCAGUGCAUUUGGUAAUUUGAGAAGCUUGCAAUUCUUGGCUCUUUGGAGCAAUAAACUCUCGGGUCAAAUGCCCCCCGAGUUGGGGAGACUAACAGCACUUCAGAAUCUGAUUAUGUAUGACAAUGAGCUUAACGGUUCGAUCCCGAAUUCAUUUGGUAACAUGACCAAUCUGCAGCAGUUGUACCUCUCUUUGAAUGAAUUAAGUGGUUCGAUCCCCAAAGAGCUUGGCAAUCUGAAGCACAUUAAAGAGUUGGAUUGGGUUGGAAACCAGCUGAGUGGUCCUGUUCCAAGCACAUUUGGUAAUUUAAGUACCUUACAAUAUUUGGCUAUUGUCAACAAUAAACUCUCAGGCCAAAUUCCCCCUGAGUUGGGGAAACUAACGGCAUUUCGAGAGCUGUUCUUGUCGAAAAAUCAGUUAAAUGGUCCAAUCCCAACUUCAAUAGGUAACAUCACCAAUCUGCGGGCAUUGCAGCUCUAUGCUAAUCAAUUAAGUGGUUCGAUCCCCAGGGAGCUUGGGAAUCUGAAGUUCAUUGAUAAUUUUUUUUUAGGACAAAAUCAGCUAAGUGGUUCCAUACCCAGUACACUAAAGAACUGCUCACGCUUGAUGAGAGUCUCUUUCGGAGGGAAUCAUUUGACCGGAUACCUGCCUGAGUUCUCUCAGAUUUGCCAAAUUCGAGAAUACCGUGCAGUCGGAGUUCAAAAAUCCGAGACCACCGAAACUCGGAUGAGUGUAAUCCGAGACUUUAUGUCCAUACCUACACAAGAAUUCAUUGGAUUUAAGUUAAACUCGGAUUUUGGAAAUCCGAGUUCGUUGCUUAAAAGAUUUAACGUACGUACAAAUAAUUUAACAAUAAUAAGUAGCACUAGUACCAAUUUAACUGUAAUAAGUUACACUAUACGUAUAAAACAUUCAACAUUUUUAAAAAGUGAAUAUGUCAAUUUAAUGCAAAUUCCUAUCAAAACUCAAAUUUUCAAAGUUUUUUGCACUAAAAGAUUUUUUUUUAAAAGAAAAGAUAGUUUUUUUUUUUAUAAAAAAAUUAUGUUCGGCAAGCUCUCGGAUUUCAAAAAUCUGAGUUUACUAUCAAUUCUUUUAAAUUUUUUUGCCGGACGACCCGAGGAUGAGUUUUUUUCUCCGUUAUAUCAUCGAUCACAUGAUAUAAAUAUCUCUGAACUCCAAAACCAUUACUUGACACCAAUAAUCGUCAAAUCUGAUUGGAAGCUGAAUGUAAGAAUAUUACACGUCUGGACAACAACUUUUGGCGAAGUGAUCGUUAAAUCAUAUGUCUGUUUAAGCCGAUUUAUUGUAAUAGCCAAGGUUUUACAAAAGUCGGCGUCAGCUGUGAAAUUCGCCUCCCUCCAUACGGAGUUGGGUUGUCCUGCUAUCAUUUCCACCAUACUUUCACUAUCCACCUCUGUCAACAUCAUUAAUUUUGAUUUGACGAAAUACACGAGAAAUUACAAGUCAAACAAGCAUAAAAUGCAUGCUAUCAAUCCAAUCAUUCCAAUUCUCCAACAAAAAUCUCCACCCAGAGUGAUAUAUAAACCUCCUAAUAAUUCUUCCAUAUUCCUCAGACUAGGGUAUAAUUUUGCUAUGAAAUUGAAAAGAAAAAAAAAUAAAAUGGUUCAUUCUCUCUGUAAGGUGUUGUCAGUUAGCAACCAAAACAAAUAUUCACAACUCACUCAAAAGUGCCUAAAAAUUAAAAUCGGGAGUGUAAUUACUGUUGGAGAUAUUCGGAUAAAACAGCGGAUUCCAAACAUGGGGGCCCAGAUUUUGCCUGACUUGCGUGAUGUUAUAGCGCUGAAAAGCAGAAACACUUUGAUCAUGUUUCACUGGGUUCUAGUUUUCCUGUCGUUAUGUUGCCUGCAAGGACCUGCCGAUUCAUCUUCUUCUGCUCAAAACGAAGCAUCUGCUCUUCUCACAUGGAAAUCCACUUUACAUAACCCGAAUAACCCUCUGUUAACUUCAUGGAAUGGUUCAGUUCCCAGCAGAAGCCCUUGCAGUUGGUAUGGCGUGUCGUGCAUCAAUGGAAGUGUCAACAAGCUCAACCUCGCCGAGUCAAAUAUUUCUGGUGCACUUUACAGCUUCCCGUUUCUAUCACUCCCUAAUCUUGAGUAUCUUGAUUUUUCAAUAAACGAACUUUCUGGUCAUAUUCCUCCUGAGGUAGGGAGACUAACAGCACUUCAGCAGCUGAGUAUAUCGGACAAUGAGCUAAAUGGUCCAAUCCCAAAGUCGUUAGGUAAUCUUACCAAUCUGCAGAAGUUGUACCUCUUCAGGAAUCAAUUAAGUGAUUCCAUCCCCAGAGAGCUUGGCAAUCUAAACUUCUUGGAUGAACUAGAUUUAUCAGAAAACCAACUGAUGGGUUCUCUUAACGGUCCAAUCCCAACUUCACUUGGUAACUUGACCAAUCUGCAGUGGUUGUACCUCUCUGACAACCUACUCUCAGGUCCUAUUCCUCCGGAAUUAGGAAAUCUCCACAAUCUUGUGGAAAUGUACAUGGGGAACAACAAUUUCACAUGUCCAGUUCCACCUUCUUUUGGGAACUUGACUACAUUAAAAAGAUUGGCUCUUUUCAACAAUACACUCUCCGGUCAUAUUCCUCCUGAGUUUGGGAGACUAACGGCACUUCAGCAGCUGAGCAUACAAGGAAAUGAGCUAAAUGGUCCAAUCCCAAAGUCAUUAGUGCUUGGCAAUCUGAACUCCUUGGGUGAAUUAGAUUUAUCAGAGAAUGAGCUGACUGGUCCUGUUCCCAGCACAUUAGGUAAUUUGAAUAACUUGCAAAUACUGUUUCUUUUCAGAAAUAAACUCUCGGGUCAAAUUCCCCCUGAGUUGGGGAGACUGUCAACACUUCAGCUUCUGGGAAUGUAUGGUAAUGAGCUAAAUGGUCCUAUCCCAGCUUCAUUUGGUCAAAUCCCCCCUGAGUUGGGGAAACUAACUGCACUUCAGGAGCUGUACAUGUAUGAAAAUGAGUUUAAUGGUCCGAUCCCAACUUCAAUGGGUAACAUCACCAAUCUGCAGGUGUUGGAGCUCUCUGCUAAUCAAUUAAGUGGCUCGAUCCCCGGAGAGCUUGGGAAUCUAAAGUUCAUAGAUAAUCUAAGUUUAGGAGACAAUCAGCUAAGUGGUUCCAUUCCCAGUGCACUAAAGAACUGCUCAAGCUUGACAAGAGUCUCUUUCGGGGGGAAUCAUUUGACCGGAUACCUGCCCCAGGUGAUAGAAAUAUUGACAUCAUAA
Molecule: messenger RNA, 4104 nt
Organism: Oldenlandia corymbosa var. corymbosa
Lineage: Eukaryota; Viridiplantae; Streptophyta; Magnoliopsida; Gentianales; Rubiaceae
Source: the annotation of a GenBank genome assembly